AUGAAAAGAAAGAAGAGAAAUGUUGAAGAUAUCGAUGACACUGAUAGACUUUUGGAUAAAUUAAGUGAUGAAGAAUAUAAAAAAGCUAGAGAUAUCAUUAUGAACCACAAGACACUCUGUAAUACAGAAAACAAAAAUGAAAUCUGUAAAGAUCUUGUUGGAAAAUUAAAGGCCAUUACUGAGGGUAAUAAAGCUUCAGACAGAGCAGAACAAGGAUCAAAAAUGCAUCCUGUAGUGGUACCUGAAAAUAAAGGACAAGCCAAGCAAAGUUUUAGAGCAAACAACAUUCCAAUAGAUAUGACAAAGCGCGAAGUGUUUCCCCUGCCGCUCACUGAUGAAUUGACCGGACUUUCAAAUCGGGAUGCAAUUGGAUACGGUGCGGAACCAUAUCAACAUGUUCCUUCUUACUCCUUGCCCUACUCCCAUCAGCCACAAUUGCUUGACCCGUCAUGCUUAUUGGCUCGCCUUUUGAAGAAAGGACAUCCAUUAGGUGGAUAUGAAAGUCACGUACCAGAAUAUGCUCCAAACACAGGAUAUACUCAAUAUCCAACAUAUCAUGGAAUAUCCAAUCAGUAUCGAGAAAGUGAAGACCACGAAGAUCAGCCAAUUCGACAAAUACAUCCACAAGAUGAAGCAAUAUUUGCAGAAUUUUUGAAGCAAUAUGCAUACCUUGAUGAACAAAAGAGAUUGCAAGAGAAAAAUUCUACUGCACCUCGUGAGGCUCAAUGUCCUGAAGGAACAAUAUCCUGCUUCAACGGAGAAGGUUGCAUUCCUGAAAGUCAGUGGUGCAAUGGUCAUGUAGACUGCUCUGACGUCAGUGACGAAGCUAAGUGCAGCUGCAAGUCCAGGGUGGACAAAUCUAGACUGUGCGAUGGAUACUUCGAUUGCCCUUUUGGUGAAGAUGAGAUGGGAUGCUACGGUUGUAGUGAAAACGCAUUCAGCUGUGAGGACUUGGAUAUCAACUCGAAGAGCAGCUGUUUCUCAAAAGAACAAAGGUGUAAUAACAUAAUGGACUGUCCGAACAAUAGAGACGAGAUCGAUUGUAACAUGCUUUCGCCGAGCCUUCACAAUAAUCCCUUGUUCGCCACUUCAAACACUGAAGGAUUUUUGCAACGGAACUUCAAAGGGGAGUGGUAUGCUGUGUGUAAAAAUCCUUACAUGUGGGCGCACGACGCCUGCCGAAGAGAAACCGGACUCAUAAUAAGGCCGCCAUACAUUCAAGUGCUGCCAGUCGAUCCAUUAUUGAGGCUCGGGUACUUGAACACGGGGCCAGAAGGAAUGAUCCACACUAGUAACACCUGCUUUAACUCUUCAGCAAUAUACGUCACGUGUCCUGAAUUACUUUGUGGUACAAGAAUUUCAUCGACUUCGCAAUUAAUGAAAGAGAAUUCUGCGAUCGAGAACCAUCUUUUCGGAAGAAACAAGCGCUUUCUUUUGAAUGGCCGUCCAUACCCGAUGUCUUUUUAUGAUCCACUAAAGAGGAAUAUUAGAAAUAAUGCAUUAAUUACCGAACAAAAAGAAAGCAAGAAAGUGACGAGUAAAACGAAAAGGGCACAGGCUAGGGUUGUGGGUGGAAGACCUAGUAAGCCAGCUGCUUGGCCCUGGAUGGCAGCGCUGUAUAGAAAUGGCAUGUUCCAUUGUGGUGGGGUCAUCGUUACUCAGCAUUGGGUACUGUCAGCUGCUCAUUGCGUACACGAGUUUUGGAGUCAUUAUUAUGAAGUGCAAGUUGGCAUGCUGCGUCGAUUCUCAUUCUCACCACAAGAGCAGAAUCACCGCAUUACUCAUGUUAUAGUGAACCAGAAUUAUGAUCAAGCGGACAUGAAGAAUGAUCUAUCUCUUCUAAGAGUGAAGUCGUCAAUUCAGUUUAGCAGAUGGGUCCGGCCAAUUUGUUUGCCUGGCCCCAACACUGCUGGACCUGAGUGGCGAUGGGGUCCCGCCCCUGGUACUGUCUGCACAGCUGUUGGAUGGGGAGCCACUGUAGAGCAUGGUCCAGAUCCGGAUCAUAUGCGAGAAGUUGAGCUGCCUAUUUGGGCAAAAUGCAAACAUUCAGAAGAUCGAGAUGGUAAAGAAAUAUGUGCUGGCCCCGUUGAAGGUGGAAAAGAUGCUUGCCAGGGUGACAGCGGGGGCCCACUUGUCUGCAGAAGCCCUUUGAAUUCUCAACAAUGGUAUGUGGCUGGUAUCGUAAGUCACGGAGACGGGUGCGCCCGCAAAGGUGAACCCGGAGUUUACACGAGAGUUAGUCUCUUUGUAAAAUGGAUCAGAUAUCACAUCGGUUCAAAAAUAUUACCAACAAUUCAGCCACAGCAAAAGUGCCCAGGAUUUAAAUGUACCUCGGGACUAUCUAAAUGCCUACCGGACAAAAGAGUGUGUGACAAAACUGUAGACUGUCUGGACGGAGAAGAUGAAAUGAACUGCAACUCUAUGCGUUCAUUUGACAACAUAUUUUUAGCUCGAACUUCAUCAGACAAUACUAACGCUAAUCCUUCUACUGCUCGCGAAUCAAAUAAUAACGAUUCGGUUAAAAACUUCCAAUCUUCGGAAUCAAGUGAUAAAGAACAAUGGUUAGGAAAUGAAGAAACAGCCAAAAAACAGCUAAAUGAUGACAUGUUACACGCUUCUACGAUUGAAAUAUCAAUACCAAAUAGCUCUGAACACAUGCGAGAUAACUCAGAACAAGAUAUUGAUCCACCGUCAUUUGGCAGAGAAAGUGAUUUUAUCGCUGUAAGUUCUCAGAACUCUCAUCCAUUAGAAUCAAGAUCUUCAUUACUAGAAAAGGAAAAUAUUAAUGAUGAUGAAGCAGUCAAUAUGCAAUCAAGAGCAUCUGAUAUUCAAGAAGACUGGGCUACCACCCCGCCAUCAGAAUCUUCCACUAUAAUGUCAAGUAUGAGUGUCAAAACAAACAGUCCGAUUACUGAACAAACUACGUCAACGAUGCCGAUAACUACUCCUUUGCCUGUACUGUCAACCACUUCAUCUAUGUUAGAAACUACAUCAAUCCUUGAUUCAGAGCAAUCAAAGCGCAAAAUCAAUAAUCGCGAAGAUGAUGAAUCAGAAUCUAAAUCUUUAUUGGUAGAACUAUUACCUCACUCAGAAAAUGUAGAUGACGAGAGUGAAAAGAUUACUGGUGAGAGCAAUGUUAUAGAAAAAAAAGAAAUUUCACCGUCAGCCAAAAUAAUUGACGAUUUUUCAAGCAAAAAGAUUAGUACCUUUGAUGAUAAACUUGAUAUUAUUCAUAAAAUAGAAGAUUUAGUGUUAUCUGAACUCCAACCGGCAAAGAUAAGAAAAAAACAUCUAACACCUAAAGAAUUUGAAUGCAGACGAAUAUAUCAAACAAUUCCAUACAGUCAUCGAUGCGACCACAAAGCGGAUUGCGAAGACGGCACUGAUGAAUUAAGUUGCACAUGUGCAGAUUACUUGCAUGCUUUUGAUGACACUCUCCUCUGUGAUGGAAUAUUUGACUGCGCAGACGGUCAGGAUGAGGCAGACUGCUUCAGCUGUCCAGAAGAUCGUUUCCUUUGUAGAAAGAGUCAAAUUUGUCUACCGAUGAAACACGUGUGUGACGGUAAACCACAGUGUCCUCAAGGCGAAGAUGAAGUAGAUUGCUUUGCUUUAUCAAAUGGAAAAGAAUUAAAAUAUGAUAUAGACGAAAGGCCUAAAACUCGUUUGGAAGGUUAUUUGACGAAAAAACAAAAAAAUAAAUGGCAAAUCAUUUGUGAAGAUAACUUGUCAACAGAGCAACAGGAACAAGCUGCGGCUCAUAUUUGUCACUACCUAGGCUUUAGCUCUGCAAACAGAUAUUUAUUAAAGCACUUAAAUAUCGACGACAGUAUAUUGAAAUCAAACGAAUUCAGAAAAAGGAGAGACACUAGUUUUAGUGCUCCAGUUCAUUUCACAUACAGAGAAGCAAGUAGUUCUGAAGAUAACGCUAGACACAUUGUCAUCAAAGAACCACAACUGCUGAAAGAGAAAUGCCUCCCAAAUAUCAAGAAAACAUGCAUGUCUUUAUACGUAUACUGUGAUCACAGCUUGUUCACUGAUUUCGAUUUCUCUCCAAAUCUAUUGUACAGCCGAGCAGUAGAAACUACCACUAACGAAAUGUGGCCGUGGGUAGCCAAAGUUUAUGUCGAGGGUAACUAUAAGUGCACAGGUGUUCUGGUAGAUCUUCAACUGGUUUUGGUCAGCCAUUCGUGCCUGUGGGAUUCAUCAGAGAAAAAUCUGAUCUGUUAAUUCCUUCUUUUCAGUAUGAGUCGCCAUCAUAUAACAGUAGUGCUCGGUUCACACAGAACCCUAAAUGCUACUCAUGGACCAUACGAACAAAUCUUGCCUGUAGAUGGAAAGAGGGAUAUGUAUCGCAGCAACGUUGCGUUGUUACAUCUAAAGGAACCUGCCCAAUAUUCAACAAUGGUUAAACCUAUGGUUGUCCAAUCAACAGUAAUGCCUGAAAAUCGAAACAGUACCUGUGUAGCUGUGGGACAAGAUGGCAAGAAUAAAACGAUUAGUGUCUUUGUCGAGGAGACAAGAGAAAAUUGUCAUCACCACAACAAAUGUUUCAAGUUACGUUCAAAAUCUAAAUCACUCUGCCUGCCAGGAAUGGUGUCCAGUCAACAAUGGGCUGGUAUCAUCAGUUGCCACAGUGAACGAGGGUGGUACCCAGCUGCAACGUUUGUCGAUAUCCGUGGAGAAUGUGGACUCCAAGAUCGGAUAAUUGGAACUGGUAUUGAGGACCUGAAAAUAGAAAUUCAAAAUGCUGGUAUAAACGGUGCAAUCAUAAAAAAACAAGAUUUGGCCGAUAAAUGCCAUGGUAUACGGUGUGGGCGCGGCAAAUGUAUAGAUUUGCUUCACGUCUGUAACGGCGUCAGGGACUGCGAAGAUGGAGGAGAUGAGUCAGAAGAAUCCUGUAAAACUAAGCAUCUAUUUUGCGAAAAAGAUCCUUAUGAUAAAAAUUGUGAAUGCUCCACGGGUCAGUUCAGGUGUCAUAAUGGUGUCUGCAUAUCCAAAGAGCAGUUCAAUGACGGCAAAGAUGAUUGUGGAGAUGGCACUGACGAGCCAGAACAGCUUUCUUGCGCCAAGUACUUGGCCAGAGUCAUGCCUUCCAGGCUCUGCGAUGGGGUCAUCCACUGCAAGGAUAGGAGUGAUGAAGAUCCUAUGUUCUGCAAGUGCUUUGCUAAGCACACAUACCAAUGCGGCAGAACAGCUGAUGUGGAACAUUGUGUUGCCCCAGACGUUGUAUGUGAUGGUAUCAACGAUUGCCCCAAUGGCGAGGACGAAAGUACUUGCGUUGGUCUAUAUGCCCCACAAGGCACGGGGUAUGGAAAAGGACAAGUAAUAGUGCGCUCCCAUGGCGUGUGGCAUACGAAAUGCUACCCUAACAAGAAGCAUUCGAAAUCAGAGCUCGAAGCGAUUUGCAGGGAAUUGGGCUUCAUUAGCGGUCAUGCGAAGGAACUUGAGAUAUCUAAUAAAUUUAAACCGCACCCCUAUAACAACGUACUGGUGGAUCCAUUUAGCGACGUAUUGCUCAAUAACAGAACCCAAGUGAAACUUAGAAACAGCCACGCUCCUUUAGCUAGAGCUAUAUUCGACGAUCAAUUGAAUAAUUGUCACCCAGUUUUUAUUGAAUGCAUGUAGUUUUAUUUGUUUUAUUUAUUGGU
Ostrinia furnacalis (Asian corn borer) is the source of this 5648-nucleotide messenger RNA. RefSeq names its product serine protease nudel (gene ndl). NCBI's taxonomy places the organism in Eukaryota, Metazoa, Arthropoda, Insecta, Lepidoptera, Crambidae. Gene Ontology annotation, biological process: proteolysis. Gene Ontology annotation, cellular component: membrane. The transcript has 22 exons. Gene Ontology annotation, molecular function: serine-type endopeptidase activity; protein binding. The record is from RefSeq and is a predicted model, not a curated record.